UAUAGAUGAUUACUACUUUGAUAAUCAAAAUUUGCAAGCAAAGGCCGAAAACGGAAGACUAGUUACAACUAUUUCUUCUCUCAGAAAAGGAAACCACUCCUACAAAUUCUCAGAAAACCAAAAUCUAUCAACAAUUUACAUUUUCAGGAUACGUGGGUGAACUGCUAAUGGGAGAACACUUGGCUUUGUGUGUUGAUCGUCUUAUCAUACCUGAAUCUUUGCACUCUAUGCAAGGGUCAGAGGAUACAGGAUCCUCAGGGGGAAUUUCUUGCUCUCAUACAGCAGUUCAAUAUGCCUAUGGCACUGCUAAUAAGGAGGAUGAAGAAACAGAAGCCGGAGGCGAAGAUGAGCCAUUACUUCAGACUGUGGAAUGCCGAAUUUGCCAGGAAGAAGAUAGCCCGAAGAAUUUGGAGAUUCCUUGUAGCUGCAAUGGCAGCUUAAAGUAUGCUCAUAGGAAAUGUGUUCAGCGGUGGUGCAAUGAGAAGGGUGAUAUAAUUUGUGAGAUUUGCCAUCAGCCUUACCAACCCGGCUAUACUGCUCCACCACCGCCUUCUCUUUCUGAAGAUAUUGCCAUUGACAUGAGUGGGGGCUGGACAGUAGCUGGUACUCAGCUUGACUUACAUGAUCCUCGGCUUCUUGCAAUGGCAGCUGCAGAGCGCCAUCUCUUGGAGGCUGACUAUGACGAAUAUGCUGAUUCAAGUGCCAGUGGAGCUGCAUUUUGCCGUUCUGCUGCUUUAAUUUUAAUGGCCCUUUUAUUAUUGAGGCAUGCUGUGACCAUCGGAAAUGGUGAUGGCGAUGAUGAUGAUGUUUCUGCCUUUUUCUCGCUUUUCUUACUCCGUGCUGCUGGUUUUCUUCUACCUUGCUACAUCAUGGCUUGGGCUAUCAGUGUCAUGCAGCGUCGAAGGCAAAGACAGGAGGCAGCAGUACUAGCGGCAGCAGAAGUUGCUUUCAUGCUGCAGGCAGGACAACAUAGGGGCUUGCAUGUAACAAUAGCACCAGGACCUGCACAGGCAGCAGAACCUUCAGCAACACCAGCAAACCCAACUACCCAUGUUGCAACACCAACCGGCCAGGUCGCAGCUCCUCCUCCGGAACUAGUAUAAAUGGCUUUGCUCAGCUGGCAUGUUAAAAAGUUCUUUUUUUCCUUUCUAUGUAUUAGUUGUAUCUUAGCCCUGCCAAAUUUGGAGUGAUGCGGAGGCUGAAAGUGUUUCCAUUUGUUCAAUAUUUCAUUAAUGCUUGAACAUGUAAAAAAAACCAUAGCAGCUAAUUUAUCUGCUUUGAAUUUGGAGAUACCAUAUCUUCAUAUCAUGUACAUUGUUUAUUCUUAUCAAUAUGGUUUACUGUUC
Messenger RNA from Solanum dulcamara, 1346 nucleotides. RefSeq lists its product as uncharacterized. NCBI's taxonomy places the organism in Eukaryota, Viridiplantae, Streptophyta, Magnoliopsida, Solanales, Solanaceae. Gene Ontology annotation, biological process: protein ubiquitination. The record is from RefSeq and is a predicted model, not a curated record. Bases 168 to 1103 code for a protein of 311 amino acids. The transcript has 9 exons. Gene Ontology annotation, cellular component: membrane. Gene Ontology annotation, molecular function: ubiquitin-protein transferase activity; zinc ion binding.